GGCUGUGCUGACACGUGUGGCACAGAGCAGCAUGGUUGUGCAGAGUGUCUCAGGCAUGGACGGCGGGGAAGCUGCAGCUAAGAAGAAGAACCACCCGAAGAAGGAUGCGGCAGUGCGCAGUGUCUUGCAGCAGAACAGGCAGUUCCUGGACUUCUUCUGGGACAUUGCGAAGCUGGAUCAGGAUGUCAGACUGGCAGCCACUGAGAACCUCAUCCAGUACCUGAAGUCCAGCGACAAGGCAGAUGAGCUGAAAUACGCCUUUAAGAGACUUGUGGAAGGACUGGCAGCCACUCGGGAAGCAGCAAGACCAGGAUUUAGCUUGGCCUUAGCCCAGGUUCUGCAGUGCUUUGAAGAAGUCCCACUAGCCACGGUUUUCGAACACAUUUACGAGAAGCAUAACCUUCAGAAGGUUAAAAAAAAAUUGGUGAGGAAUGCUGCCUUUGGUAAUUUUUUUGGAGUUCUGGCCCUUUUCCAGUCAGGUCGGCUUGCUAAGGAUCCAAAGGUACUAUUGCAAUGUGUGCAGUUGCUGCAGAGUUUGGCACAGUACAGAGAACACCUGAAGGAUUUACCACGCAAGACUCUGGUGGACAUUCUCUCAGAGGUUCCAGAAUCUACUUUUGAGGAAGUGCUAUUUGGGGUUCUACAGUCAGAUUUGACAUCCGCAUUCAGCACCCCAGAACAUCUUCAUUUGCUUCUUGUUGGACUGCAAAAGUUUCCAGGAGUUCUCAAGCCCAAGAAGCUAAAGAAGUUGCUUGGAACAUCUACAGUUGUUACACAGGACAACAUCCCAAAGUUGGUGGAAUUGAUAAAAAUGGCUGCAAAGUCUGUUAAGAAAGAAAGGUGCCUGCCAGGAGUAGCUCUUGAUGUCCUGAAGAUUGCCCUGAAAGAGGACGCUUUUGAAUUAUUUUGGAAGGAAGUUGUGGAGAAGGGUUUGAUGGAGGAAGAAUAUGGGCCAUGCAUCUAUCUGUGUUACAGGCUGCUUGGAGCUGCUUUGCCUUUGCUGGAUAAAGACCAGUUGCAAAUGAUACUUCGUAGAAAUGUCAUGUUACGUUAUGGGGACCACGUUGUCUCAAUUCAGCCUGCGGACCGCUUUAAAUUUGCACCAGAGAUGGACACCUAUGUUGAAGCAUUUCUGGAAAGUUGUGAUGAUGCUGAGAAGCAAGCGACUGUUCUUAUUGGCUUUUCCUCAUUAACUAACCAAGGGUACCCAGUGGUGCCCAGUACAUGGAAGGUGAUAAAGCAUGUAAAACCAGCUGCACUGCAGAAAUAUAUUGACUGGUUGAAGAGCAUGUUUCUUAUGCCAGACACUGAUUCUCUCCUGGAUUUCACCACCAAGAGACAGAAGGAAAACCAGGACAAUCCAUACACAAAAGACCAAUUUGUAUUUAGACUGCGAAAAUGGAUUAUUCCUCGCCUUACCAGCAUUAUUGACAAUCGCCAGGUGACGCGAGAAGAGCACCAAGUGAUGGACAUUGCCCGGUUUAUAUUGUUCCAUGCAUUCUUUGAUGCAAAAAAAACGAUCUCGGAUAUUCCGGAAACAGAAGCACGUCUGUCUGUGCCUUUGGAUGACAGUACACGGAAACAUAUCGCCGACACUUUUUUUAGCUUGUUGCUUAAUCUGAAUGGUAUGGCUGUGUUAGGAGAAGGUCAUCAAGGUGAAGCAUUAAAUGAAAGGCGCGCGGUUGGAGUUACUGCCGAUGGCAGCUUGUGGAUUCAUUGCCUGGUCCGUUACGCAGACAUGUUACUCUCACGUGGAAAAGCUGUGAAGGCUGUUAAGCCAUUUAGUGAAGAACACACAGACGCCUGGGCUCGAAUGCUGCAGCAGGUCGAAGAUCUCCAGAAGAAAGCCAAGAAGUCAAGUAGUAUGGAACUGUCAGCCUAUCAGCAGUUAUUGCUGCUUGUUGGAAUUCAUCUUUUUAAGACUCCUGAUGAGAGUGUGGAAUUGUUAAAUGACAUUCAGAACUGUCUGGAAAAGGCCGUGAGCAAAAAAGCCAAAAAGAAAAAAGCUUCAGAUGAACCAGAAUGGGUGGAGGUGAUGGUUGAAAUUCUUCUGUCACUCUAUUCUAAACCAAGCAGGCUUUUCCGAGUGGUGUCUAGGAACGUCUUCAAGAAGAUUUGCCAAUAUUUGACAAAGAAUGCCCUGCAGCUGAUCCUGAAUGUUUUUGACCCAGAAGACGAGCAGGAUGAGGAAAGUGCAAUCGUGGUGACAGACGAUAAGGAUUUAAUGAAGGAUUCUGAAGAUGAGGAAGAGGAGAGCAGCUCUGAUGAGGACAGUGCAGAUGAGGGUGGUGAUGAAGCUAAAGAGAGCGAUGAUGAAGAAGAGCCGGCGGAUGAAAAUGUGAAUGAAGUGUUCCGUAAACAGCUGAUGGAAGUCUUGCAAGGUGGCAGAGCCAUGGAUGGUGAAGACAGUGAUGAUGAUGAGGUGGAUGAUGAGACCAUGAUGGCCCUCGAUAAGAAUCUGUCAGCGUUAUUUGCAGAACAGCAAAAGCGCAUUCAGGCCAAGAAGGAUGAGAAGGCCAAAAUCCGUGGAGAAAAGAUAUUGCGGAAGGAUUUUAAGACUAAGGUUCUGGACUUGAUUGAAGUAUUUGUGACCAAGCUGCCAGAUAGUCCGCUGGUAUUCAGUGUCAUUGAGCCAUUGAUUUCUGUGAUAGAACAGAGUAUGAGCUCCGAGUCCAGCCAGCAGGAUCAGGAUUUCCUCCGUAAAACAGCUGACAUUUUCAUGAAUAGUUUGUGUAAGAGCAAGCGGUACUGUAAAGAUGUGUCAGCGCUCAAGGAAGAAUUGCAUGAUAUGAUGGAGCGACUGCUAAAGAGAGCCAGCAAACAAAGCGAUUCCUCUGUAGCCUUGUAUUGUUUCAGUGCAUCACUGUACCUAUUCAAGGUACUGAAGGGCGGUAAUACUGAGCAGCCAGCGGUGGCCGAAAACAAGGGCAAGAAAGCAAACUCCUCGGCACAGGCUGGCUGUCUGGGGUGCCUGGAUCUUCAGAGAGUCACCCCCCUCUAUCAGGAAGCAUUGCAGGGAUUCAUGACCAAGAGAAAUAGCCCUCUGACUUCAGCAAUGUUUCUGGACCUCUUCAAUCGGUUUCCCUUUAUUUGCAAGUCGCUCUUGGGCAUCAUUAUGAAGUCUGUUAAAGACGGUGCUCGGCAGCAUCAACAGGCACAAGCAUGCGGUCUUCUUCUGAAAGCCCUGCAGAACCCCAAUCUAAAGCAGACCCUGUCUCCUUCAGAGUGGCAAGAUCUCAUCAAAGAGGGAGUGACUCAGGUUACAGAGACACUACUUGCCGUGGAUGAGAUUAAAGUGAAAGUCGACCAAGAGAAACUGAUAAAAUGUUUUGAGCUGCUGAAUUUCCUUAUGAAAAUAAUAACUCAACAGAAACUGGAUAUUGACCUCAAAGAGCUCCCUUCAGUUCUUCAGCCAUUAAGUCAGAAAGAGGGAUUUGGGAAAACUGUGCGACUCGAAGACAUGUACUGGAAUGUCAUGAAGUUAUUUGGAUUUACACGCCCAAAAAAAGAAAAGACAAAAAUCGUUCCUGAUGUUGCUCCAGAGACGAAUAAUACUAUUUCAAAGAAAAAGAAAGGCUUCUUACCAGAGACCAAGAAACGUAAGAACAGAAAGAAGGCCACACCUGCUGUUGAAGAGCAGAAGCCCAGUGAUGGAAAAGACCAAAUGGCCUCAGAGCAGCAAGGAACUACUAAAUCUAGAAAAAGGAAGAACAAAAAGAAAAGGAAGUUAGGCCAACAGGAAGGUAGGGAUCAGGAGAACUCAGCAGGAGUUCCAAGAAGUAAGAAAGCCAAACCUAAUUCAGAAAGCAAGAGCAAGACUGGAAAACCUACAACACCAGAGAAGACUAAGAAGAAAAAGAAGGCAAAGAAUGCAGUAGAAAGCUAGAAGUCCAUCCACUUUGUAUUAUGUGCCCUCAAUGAGCAGACGUUCAUGCAGAUCUUGUACAGUAUUGUUUGUUUUUGUAAAACGCAAAGAUGGAACAAGGAGUUUGUUCAGUACUUGUCAGCAAUGUAUUCUGGAGUUCAGAGUUAUCAGGAAAUCUUGUGAAUGAGUAAUGGAUGAGGCUGAAGUCUUUGUGUUGACUUCUAAUAUGCUAAUAAUCUGUGCCUCAUAGAAGAUGUUUUACCAUACAAUAAUAAAACUGUAUUUUUACAGUG
This is a messenger RNA of Bufo gargarizans (Asiatic toad), 4158 nucleotides long. It is a transcript of the gene MYBBP1A, whose product is annotated as MYB binding protein 1a. The record is from RefSeq and is a predicted model, not a curated record. Bases 32 to 3886 code for a protein of 1284 amino acids. Gene Ontology annotation, biological process: regulation of DNA-templated transcription. Lineage: Eukaryota; Metazoa; Chordata; Amphibia; Anura; Bufonidae. The transcript has 27 exons. Gene Ontology annotation, cellular component: nucleolus. Gene Ontology annotation, molecular function: transcription corepressor activity; transcription factor binding; sequence-specific DNA binding.